GCUGAAUUGAACAUCUGCCAAGGACAAUUUUUUUAUUUUUUGACAAAAGUCUCCUAUUUGAUAUAAUUUGACACAAUGGCAGAUAUAGAUAGAUAGAUAGAUAGAUAGAUAGAUAGAUAGAUAGAUAGAUAGAUAGAUAGAUAGAUAGAUAGAUAGAUAGAUAGAUAGAUAGAUAGAUAGAUAGAUAGAUAGAUAGAUAGAUAGAUAGAUAGAUAGAUAGCACCCUAAGACCUUCAAGUUGAUGUCACAUUCUUGGUGCACCUCCCCUGCAGUCGGAUUUCAAAUAUUUGAAUACCCCCCCUCUCUCAGCUCAAAACUUUUCUUCCUCGGCACUGCCUUCAGUCGGACCAUCGGGGAUCGGUGGGUGUGAUGCCGGUCAAAGUGUGGAUACCGUGCCGCCGCCAGAGCUCUCUCGCUGCGGUUCCACAGCAGUAGAAAAACGCGACGCGGUGAACAGCAGGACAGGACAGGAGCUCCAUGUUAAAGGGCUGCACCUUGGACAAAAGUGGCCGCCCGGAGCCUCUCAGCAUGCGGGUCCUGUUGAGCGUCCUGUACCCCGUCCUUUCCCUCACCAUCUUCGGAUUAUAUCCCUCCAUGACUAUCGGCCCAAAGGAGGGCUGGCAGGUGUACAGCUCGGCGCAGGAUGCUGAUGGGCGCUGUAUCUGCACAGUGGUGGCUCCAGAGCAGAGCCUGUGCUCCAGAGAUGCCAAGAGCAGACAGCUCCGCCAGCUACUAGAGAAGGUGCAGAACAUGUCUCAGUCCAUUGAGGUGCUGAACCUACGGACUCAGAGGGAUUUCCAAUAUGUCAUGAAGAUGGAGAACCAGAUGAAGGGCCUGAGGACCAAGUUCAGACAGAUUGAGGAUGACAGGAAAUCCAUCAUAGCCAGAAAUUUCCAGGAGCUUAAGGACAAGAUGGACGAGCUGAAGCCCCUGAUCCCCGUGCUGGAGCAGUACAAGAUGGAUGCCGCACUCAUCUCCCAGUUCAAGGAGGAGAUCAGGAACCUGUCUGCGGUGCUGACAGGAAUCCAGGAGGAGCUUGGGGCCUACGACUAUGACGAGCUCUAUCAGAGAGUCCUGCGGCUGGACAGCAGGCUCCGCAGCUGCAUGGGCAAACUAACGUGUGGGAAAUUAAUGAAAAUCACUGGACCCGCUACAAUAAAGACAUCUGGAACUCGGUUUGGGGCAUGGAUGACUGAUCCUCUAGCAUCUACCAGAAACAACAGGGUUUGGUAUAUGGACAGUUACACCAACAGUAAGAUUGUGCGUGAGUACAAGACGAUGGAAGACUUCGUAGCAGGAGCGGUUUCCCGAACCUACAGCCUCCCGUUCAAAUGGGAGGGAACCAAUCACAUCGUCUACAACGGAUCACUUUACUACAACAAGUACCAGAGCAACAUCAUUGUCAAGUACAGCUUCGAGACCGGCAGCGUGCUGGCCCAGCGAGCUUUGGAGUUUGCCGGCUUCCACAACAUGUACCCAUACACGUGGGGUGGAUACUCCGACAUUGACGUCAUGGCUGACGAACUGGGAAUGUGGGUUGUUUAUGCCACCAAUCAAAAUGCAGGAAACGUUGUCAUCUCUCAGAUUGAUCCUGACACGCUGCAAGUCCUGAAGACCUGGACCACUGAAUACUCGAAAAGGAAUGCGGGUGAAUCGUUUAUGAUCUGUGGGACGCUCUACAUCACUAACUCUCAUCUGUCGGGAGCAAAAGUUUACUACGCGUACUCUACCAAGACCUCCACAUACGAAUACAUAGACAUUCCCUUCCACAACCAGUACUUUCACAUCUCCAUGCUUGACUACAACGCCAGGGAGAGAGCAUUGUACGCUUGGAAUAACGGACACCAGGUAAUAUUUAAUGUCACUCUCUUUCACGUGAUAAAGACUGAUGAUGACUCUUAAACAUUACACUUCUCCAAUCACAACUAAAGCACCAUUGUUUGUGAUACAAGGACCUUGUAAUGAACCACAUCUUCUUUUGUCAAUCAAAACUGGACUGUCUUUAAUUGCCAUCAAUUGAACCUUUCUAAUUUGUGGCUCUGGAUUCUUGGCUGAAUUGAGCAUGGACACCAAUGACUUGAUACUUUACUGGAAAACACGUUACACGUUUUUUACUCUUUUCCAUCGCUGCUGAUCAGACUGUUAUGCCUUAUUUGCAAAGUGUCGGGUCUGCCGGCCAAAGACCUUUAAUAGCUUUUGCAUGAAUGUCAACAUUUUGUCUGCAGUGCAGUUGCUGUGGUUCCGUUGCAAAUAUAUUAAUUGCUUACAGUGUUUGCAUCUUCUUUUUUUUCUUUGUCUAUUUAUAAAAAGCCUAUUUAAAAGUAUUUAAACCUUAAAAGCAACCUAUUGCAUAUUUGCUACCUUGUAAAGAAGGCUGAUUAUGAAAUAUAGUAUUCAUUCUUUUGAAGAUGGCCCUGUGAAAUAUUGCUGUUAUGUAUGUCUCUGUGGAAGAUUUGUAUUUUUUAUAAAACAAGACCAUGGGAGAAUAUGUGUGCAUUUUCAUUCAAAUUAAAUAUUGUACAUUUCAUUAAAAUGAUUGACUGUUAAAAAUUAA
Molecule: messenger RNA, 2554 nt
Organism: Mugil cephalus (flathead mullet)
Lineage: Eukaryota; Metazoa; Chordata; Actinopteri; Mugiliformes; Mugilidae
Gene: olfm3a
Product: olfactomedin 3a
Exons: 6
Coding region: 478-1902 (474 amino acids)
Biological process (GO): signal transduction
Source: RefSeq, a predicted model, not a curated record